Fraxinus pennsylvanica is the source of this 822-nucleotide messenger RNA. NCBI's taxonomy places the organism in Eukaryota, Viridiplantae, Streptophyta, Magnoliopsida, Lamiales, Oleaceae. The record is from the annotation of a GenBank genome assembly.
AUGAAAUUUGGGAGCUUGAUAGAUAAUGAGAAAGAAGAAGAUCUUGAGAAUGAAAAAACGAUGCAGAAAAAGCUUCAUGAAGCUGCCAUGAAUGGAGAAAUCCCAAUCCUGUUGCAACUUAUUCAAGAAAAUCCCAAAAUCCUCACCUCAAAAUUUUCUCCUAUACCCAAUAAUCCUUUGCACACAGCAGUGCUUCUUGGGCACCUUGAUUUCACCAAAGAACUCCUCGAUCGAAACCUAGAUAUGGCAAAUUCGUUGAAUUCACACGGUUCAACGGCUCUUCACUUGGCAUCAGCAAAGGGGAAUCUGAGUAUAGUGAAAUAUCUGCUUUUAAUCAAUCCUGAUAUUUGCUUUGUUUUGGAUCGUGAUGGGAGGAAUCCGCUUCAUCUGGCCGCAAUUAAAGGCCGAGUGGCUGUUUUGGGCGAACUUCUGCGGGCUAAGCCGGAGGUGGCGCCAGUUGCCAAGAAACAGAUUGAGGUCAUCAAUUAUGUGAUUGCCAAUACAAGAGUAGAGAUAGGGGCUCGAAAUGCGAAUGGUUGGACAGCACUGGAUGUCUUGUUGCAAAGCCCGGGAGACACCAGGGACUUGGAAAUCAAGCAACGUCUUCAGCAUGGAAGCGUUUCAAGAAUCGUGCACACACCAUUUCUUCCAUCCGAUGCAGAACUUCCUGAAAAUGACACUACAAGAAAGCAGCCUGAAAAGCACAAACACACAGAUUGCCGAGCAGUGUUAUAUGUGCUUAGAAAAUAUGGAUAUGUCAAGGAAAAGGAGAGAGAGCCUUUAGUUUAUGUAGAAGAAGAAGAAGAAAAUGAUGAGCUCUGA